Betta splendens (Siamese fighting fish) is the source of this 1831-nucleotide messenger RNA. RefSeq names its product histone acetyltransferase 1 (gene hat1). The record is from RefSeq and is a predicted model, not a curated record. Gene Ontology annotation, biological process: subtelomeric heterochromatin formation. The transcript is spliced from 11 exons. The coding region runs from base 103 to 1332 and encodes 409 amino acids. NCBI's taxonomy places the organism in Eukaryota, Metazoa, Chordata, Actinopteri, Anabantiformes, Osphronemidae. Gene Ontology annotation, cellular component: nucleus. Gene Ontology annotation, molecular function: histone H4 acetyltransferase activity; histone binding.
UAAGUUACAUCCUGUUUCCACGGAAACACGGGGACCCGGAAGUCAUUCCGAUUCCGCGGGUCUUUUGCGCCCACGCAGCUGCGCAAUACACCGUGUGCAGAAAUGGCGGGAGUAAAUACUAUGGAAAAGAAACUGGCUGAAUACAAGUGUGAUACAAAUGAAGCAAUAUGCUUGAAGCUUGUUCGCUUUCCAGAGGACAUGGAGGAUGAAAGCACUACGUUUCACCCUGAGUACAGCCACCAAACCUUUGGAGACGAUGAGGUCGCAUUUGGAUACAAAGGUCUUCAGAUACAGCUGUUCCACACUGCUGGAAACCUGAGCACGCUCUUCAAAGUGAAAUAUUCCUCAAAAGUCACUGAGGUGUUUGAUUGUGGAGGUGAGCCCGAUGACGUCGAAGGGAAGAUCCGGGAGAUCAUUCCCCCUGGGUUCACCUGCAACUCUGACGACUUUGUCUCACUGCUGGAGAAGGAGGCCAACUUCAACCCCUUCGGCACUUUGCUCCACACCUACACUGUCCACAGCGAGGAGGCGGGAGAUCUCACCUACCAGAUUCACAAGGCAGAUAUCAGUUGCCCGGGAUUCCAAGAGUACCACGAGCGCCUGCAGACCUUCCUCAUGUGGUUCAUAGAGACUGCCAGUUUCAUCGACGCAGACGACGAUCGUUGGGACUUCUUUCUUGUAUUUGAAAAGUACAAUAAAGAUGGGGAGACUCUCUACGCAACUGUUGGCUACAUGACAGUUUAUAAUUACUACGUGUACCCAGACAAAACCCGACCACGUGUAAGCCAAAUGCUGAUCCUGCCACCGUUCCAAGGAGAGGGCCACGGCGCUCAGCUGCUAGAGGCGGUGCACAGGUUUUACUGCAGCCUCCCCAAAGUCCAAGACAUCACAGCUGAAGACCCUUCUGAGAACUAUGUGAAGCUCCGAGACUAUGUGCUUGUCAAACUUUGUCAAGACCUGCCGUCCUUUGCUGCAGACAAGCUGCACCUUGGCUUCUCUGCUGACAUGGCCAGAGAGGCACAAGACAAGUUAAAAAUCAACAAGAAACAUGCAAGACGAGUAUAUGAAAUCCUGCGUCUAAGAGCCACAGACAUGAGUGAUGAAGACAAGGCCAGAGAUUACCGUCUGGAGGUGAAGAAGAGGCUUUUUGGACCGUACAGGAAAAACCAGCGAGAGCUUGCAAAAAUGAAGAAGUGCCUGAGGCCGGAGGAGCUAGUGUCCCACAUAGGUCAGAUGGACACUCAAACGCAGCACGAGGAGCUGGAGAAGAGUUAUCAGGUUGUGGUGGAAGACUACAGACGGAUCAUUGAGAGGCUAGCAAUGCAGGCCUGAUCAGACUGAGAUGUUUCUGGCUUAGAGCCCACAACACAGGUGGAGGUCUGCCCUGUCUGUACAAAGUCCCCCUCACCCCACAGACUUCAGCUGCAACCAAGAGAAUCUCCAGAUGUGACUAAAUCAGUUUUUAUUCAGGAGUGUCAUGGGUGUAUAGUAGCUGGUGUUGUAGUUCAAAAGGUCUGUUUUCCAGAUGAUGUAGAUACAGUAGAGGAGGGAUGUAGUGCAGCCCAAUAGGAGAGCCUUCCUCUGUCACGUGUUUAAUCAUGCUGUGUGUGAGAUUUAAUGAUGUGUAAUGUUUCACAGGUGACAAGAGGUCCUAUAAACCUCAGAGAAACAAGCUUCUUCUCCAUCAUAGACAUUUUUAAAGAGCUUUUUCAGACCAGUUCCCAGUGUGUUUUGAGGCACUUCAUAAUGAAAUUUAAAAAAUGGUUUUGUAUGUCUCUCACAUGGAGUGAUUUCUAUUAUAGCGUAGAAAAAAAUAAAACAGUAAUUUGCA